AGGCUCAACAUCGAAGGGUUGUUAGUCUAUUUCCCAUAUAACUACAUUUACCCAGAGCAAUAUUCCUACAUGCUGGAACUCAAGAGGACCCUGGAUGCCAAGGUAAACUUGUUGUAGACCUAUCCUAAUGCUAUGGCCCUACGCAUGAUGGUAACACAUUGUUUAUCCAAAGGGACAUGGAGUUCUGGAGAUGCCAUCGGGAACCGGGAAAACUAUCUCUCUUCUGUCAUUGAUUGUUGCAUAUCAGCGGGUGAGUCAAGAUACGUCCGUUAUCUUUAUCACCAUCUGGUCCUCUUUGACAAUUCACUUAUACAGUGAUCUCUCCUCUAUUUGACAGGAGUAUCCCCUUGAAGUCACAAAGCUGAUCUACUGUUCCCGAACUGUUCCUGAGAUGGAGAAGGUGUUCUCUCUCUCUUCUCCUUCACCUCUCUGUGUGCUCCCCUGUCCUUGAAGAACAUAUGUUUCUCACCCCCUUCUCUGAUGCCAUGUUGCUCCCUUCUCCAUCAGGUGGUGGAGGGGUUGAGGAAGCUUAUGGAGUUCUGUUCUAAGGAGACUGGAGAGAAGAACAACUUCCUGGCUCUGGCGCUCUCCUCUCGGAAAAACCUGUGUUCACCCCGAGGUAGGAGUGCCAAUAGCCCAUUUUAUAUACCUCGAUGGGGGUGUUUUUGUCUCAUAAUAUGAAAUUACAGUAGGCUACCAGUAUAGCCUGUAUCGAUUACGCUUUUCAGAUAUAAUGGUACAGUGAGGGAAAAGUAUUUGAUCUCCUGCUGAUUUUGUACGUUUGCCCACUGACAAAGACAUGAUCAGUCUAUAAUUUUAAUGGUAGGUAUAUAACAACAACAACAAAAAUCCAGAAAAACGCAUGUAAAAAAUGUUAUAAAUUGAUUUUACAUUUUAAUGAGGGAAAUAAGUAUUUGACCCCUCUGCAAAACAUGACUUAGUACUUGGUGGCAAAACCCUUGUUGGCAAUCACAGAGGUCAGACGUUUCUUGUAGUUGGCCACCAGGUUUGCACACAUCUCAAGAGGGAUUUUGUCCCACACCUAUUUGCAGAUCUUCUCCAAGUCAUUAAGGUUUCGAGCAUGACGUUUGGCAACUCGAACCUUCAGCUCCCUCCACAGAUUUUCUAAAGCGAGACUAAAUUCCAUCACUAGGCGACAAGAACAGUCAAUCCUAGCCUGCCAGCUGCCUGCGUGCAGACCACUCUUUCCUAAAAAAGUACUUUAAAGUUGGUUAAAUAUCGCAAUUUACCAAGACAUUUAGUAGAACGACAGCACAUCUUGCUACCCUACCAUUAAAAAACUGCCUAAACAACACAGCAGCCCUUCAAUCAGCAACGUUUAUUGUUGUCAGCGAAACAAUAGAACGUGUUAUGCAGGAGCAGAAUUCUACUGUCUGAAAAGGUACAUAGGUUUAUGAUGUGGCACUUUUUUAAAUUGUCUGAAAAUUUGUCAAUUAUCGACAUGUUAGUGUACUGCGUUCUAGUCUGUAAAGGGUCGCGGUAGACAACUUCAUUGCCCGGCCCUAGCGGUCAGUACACUGACGACAGUAUAUCUUCACGAUGUCACCCACUAACCGUGGUCCUGUAACGCCAUUCAUCCGCGCCCAACAGCACAGCAACCCAAGCCUGCCUUCGUGCCGUUUCUAUGAGGUGAGGAGCUUGGGAUUGUGACAAAGAGAUUGAUCUGGGACUUCCAUGCCUCCGUCUGUCUGUCUGACUGACUGAUUCUGUCUUUUCCAGGAGUUUGAUGCUAUGGGAAAGCAGGUGCCCCUCCCCGCUGGAGUCUACAACCUGGACGAUCUGAAGGACUUUGGUUGGAGGAAAGUCUUGUGCCCUCACUACCUAGCACGCUAUUCGGUAAGAAUAGCCCAUUGUCAUAGCAUCUGAUGUUUUUGUAGCAUGUUAUAUUUGACAGCAUUACUAAAGACAGUACAGUAUGAAGAUAGGAAGAAACUGCUUCUCCAGUAGAAAUCCCCGAUCACACUUGUAGACGACGUUGGCUAUCUAAACUCAUGCGUAAAAGCACGUCAUCAGGUCUAAUAGUCGUCCUUCACUGAACUGAGCAUGUGCAGGCCAUCAAAUCAAAGGCACUCCUUCUUUAUAAAGUUGUUUUUGACAAAAAUGAAAAUGUGUACGUUUGUCACUUUCACAAGGUUGGAGUAAUAACAUGUUCAACUACUUAAGAGAUUGGCUCGAAUCUAGGUUGUGCCUUUAGAUUUCGACAAAAUUAACAACUAAUGAAGAAUUUUUCACUUCUCAAACCCUGGCCUGGUCUGCUUGGUCUGUUUCGCAAGUGUUCCCGCAAGUCUCGCAAUGUUGCACCUCUGGGUUUAGAAACUCUGUGGCAUGAAUUACUGUAUGAAGGAGAUAUACUAGUCGUGAUGUUUUUCAUUUAGCUUCUUUCCUUAACACAGAUCCUCCAUGCCAACAUCAUAGUUUACAGUUAUCACUACCUCCUGCACCCAAAGAUUGCAGACCUUGUCUCAAAGGAGCUCUCCAAGAAAUCGGUGGUUGUUUUUGACGAAGCAUAUAACAUCGGUAAGGACAGCCAUCUGUUAAGUUUCCCAUUUGUUUAAGAAACCCACUGUUUCAAGCCUCCACAAGCUGAUAUUCCAUCCUCCUCAGACAAUGUGUGCAUCGACUCAAUGAGCGUCACAUCACCAGGAGGACUCUGGACCACAGUCAGGCCAACGUGGAGACCCUACAGAACACCAUUCUCAAGUAAGGUCAUACUGCUCAGGGUCAUACACUCAGGGGACUAGUGGAGAGCAGCACUAGAACCGCUGUCAUUUUAUGUGUACAAAGGAGAACGUACAAGGAGUCUAUAAUGAGACCGACUGAACCAGUUUGUUGUUCUUGCCCCAAAAGUGUAGAGUGUUGUGAUGUCAUCUCAACCUCUUGUCCUCUGCUGAAGGAUAAAGGAGACAGACGUAGCCAAACUGAAAGAGGAAUACAGACGAUUGGUGGAGGGCCUGAAAGAGGCCAACGUUGCCAGGGAGACCAACAUCUACAGUUGAAGUCGGAAGUUUACAUACAAUUUAGCCAAAUACAUUUACUCAGUUUUUCACAAUUCCUGACAUUUAAUCCUAGUAAAAAAUUCCCUGUCUUAGGUCAGUUAUGAUCACCACUUUAUUUUAAGAAUGUGAAAUGUCAGAAUAAUAGUAGAGAGAAUGAUUUAUUUCAUCACAUUCCCAGUGGGUCAGAAGUUUACAUACACUCAAUUAGUAUUUGGAAGCAUUGCCUUUAAAUUGUUUAACUUGGGUCAAACGUUUCAGGUAGCCUUCCACAAGCUUCCCACAAUAAGUUGGGUGAAUUUUGGCCAAUUCCUCCUGACAGAGUUGGUGUAACUGAAUCAGGUUUGUAGGCCUCCUUGCUCGCACACGCUUUUUCAGUUCUGCCCACACAUUUUCUAUAGGAUUGAGGUCAGGGCUUUGUGAUGGCCACUCCAAUACCUUGACUUUGUUGUCUUUAAGCCAUUUUGCCACAACUUUGGAAGUAUGCUUGGGGUCAUUGUCCAUUUGGAAGACCCAUUUGCGACCAAGCUUUAACAUCCUGACUGAUGUCUUCAGAUGUUGCUUCAAUAUAUCCACAUAAUUUUCUUCCUCAUGAUGCCAUCUAUUUUGUGAAGUGCACCAGCCCCUCCUGCAGCAAAGCACCCCCACAUCAUGAUGCUGCCACCCCCGUGCUUCACGGUUGGGAUGGUGUUCUUCGGCUUGCAAGCCUACCCCUUUUUCCUCCAAACAUAACUAUGGUCAUUAUGGCCAAACAGUUCUAUUUUUGUUUCAUCAGACCAGAGGACAUUUCUCCAAAAAGUACGAUCUUUGUCCCCAUGUGCAGUUGCAAACCGUAGUCUGGCUUUUUUAUGGCGGAUUUGGAGCAGUGGCUUCUUCCUUGCUGAGCGGCCUUUCAGGUUAUGUCGAUAUAGGACUUGUUUUACUGUGGAUAUAGAUACUUUUGUACCUGUUUCCUCCAGCAUCUUCACAAGGUCCUUUGCUGUUGUUCUGGGAUUGAUUUGCACUUUUCGCACCAAAGUACGUUCAUCUCUAGGAGACAGAACCCGUCAAAGUAGAUGUCCUAACCGACUUGCCAAAACUAUAGUUUGUUAACAAGACAUUUGUGGAGUGGUUGAAAAAUGAGUUUUAAUGACUCCAACCUAAGUGUAUGUAAACUUCCGACUUCAACUGUACAUGUCCAGAUGAGAUCCUCCAAGGUUAGCCCCCUGGAGUCCAGUCGAAAACAACGUUAUUGAGUAUUUGUUUAUAUUUGUUUCGAUUUAUGCUCAAAUAAGGUUUAAUGUAUCUAUCUUUCCCUUUCUAUACCCUGUCCUCCCUCCCCCGCACUGUCUUUCUUUACGCCUUUCCCUCUCCGCCUCCAGAGGUGGUGCCUGGCAGUAUCCGCACGGCAGAGCACUUUGUGGGCUUCAUGAAGCGUUUCCUGGAGUACCUGAAGGCCAGGCUGAGGAUUCACCAUGUGGUUCAGGAGAGCGCUCCACCGUUCCUCAGACAUCUUCGAGAAGGUCUGCAUUGACCGCCAGCCCCUCAGGUGACUUCUACAGUACUUUUGUGUUAGUUUUGAAUAGCCUGGUGCUGUUGGUUGGUGGAGAUUUCCACUUUAGGACCAAUGGAAUGGCCCUAACAUGUGCCAACUCUGUCCACCAGGGCACCGGGCAAUGCAAAACGGAUGCUCCCAGACCUAACUGACUCCAUCGUGGAUUAUGUGUCUUUGGUACAUUGAAAGAAGUUUCUAGAAACUCCUCCUUAAUUCUUAUAUUACAUAUAUAUUUGUUUAUCUAGAUUCUGUGCCAAGAGGUUGCGUCCGUUGCUGAGGACUUUGGAGAUUGCGGACAUCGGCAGGUAGCAAAGUGGUUAAGAGUGUUGUGCCAGUAACCCAAAGGUCGCUGGUUCUAAUCCCAGAGCCGACUAGGUGAAAAAUCUGUCAAUGUGCCCUUGAGCAAGGCACUUAACCCUAAUUGCUCCUGUAAGUCGCUCUGGAUAAAAGCGUCUGCUAAAUGACAAAAAAAUAAAAAAAUAAUUUGCCACUCUGGUCAGCACUUACAGCAAAGGUACUGAACCUCCUUAGGCUGACUGUUUCCAUGUUACCGCUACAGCUCUGCAGUUAUUUACUUUCUUUGUCCUUUCCUUGCCACCCUCAGGCUUCACCAUCAUCACUGAACCCUUUGAAGACAGAACCCCCACCAUUGCUAACCCCGUGCUGCACUUCAGGUGGGGUUAAUUUGUGUCGAGCGUAUUUUGUUUUGUCAGCAGAACGGUGUGAUAUUGAUGGAUGAGAUGUUGUGCCACUACAAGAGCCAAGGGUGAAAUAAUCCAUCAGGAUGGAAGUGAAUGACUGAUGUAUACACUCUGCUUAGUAACUCAUUGUGCCAUUGGAUAGUUUAAAUGCACCAUAAGAAGUGAUUUGUCAUUCAUCUUAUCUGGGAUCUAGUUGAGAGAAACAUGAACAAUUAUUUUAUUAUGUGUGGCAUAAAUCCAGGUUCAGGCAUUCAUGUAGUUUCAGAUAUUAAACAGCCUUUAUUUUAUGGGCUAGUGCAUAAAGAAACACCAAUGUGUGUUGGCUUACGCUUUUUAUCUCGGAUCUACUUCUAGCCCUGGCUCUUCUCUCCUCUCCCUUCAGCUGUAUGGACCCUUCCAUUGCCAUCAAGCCUGUGUUCCGAGCGCUUCCAGUCUGUCAUCAUUACGUCAGGGGUAAUCUCCCUCCCUCUUCUCUCUCUCCUCCUGUUCCUAGAUUAACUGUGGCCUAGUGAUUAUAAACCACCUGCUGAUGGUCUCAUCUGUCCAAGAUGGGGCCACUCACAUUCCAAUGCAGUCAGGCUAGAGGGCUAUUUGUAAACUUAGUGCUGUGUCUUGUCCAUGUACAUGUGUUAAUGAGGGACACAUGGCUUUUCUUUGUGUUUCUCAGUACUUUAUCAACAGGGGAUUCCCCCUUAAAUCUGCAGCAUUUUAAUGAUUUCUUUACCACCAUUCAGAAUUACAGUUUAUCAAUGAAUUUGCAUGCGAUGCAAACAGAAAUGUAAAGAAGUUUGAUAGUUUUAAUAUUAUUUUCUGUAUAUUAUUUUGCCUGUAGGUGUACUCAGCGGUCAGUUGAGUAGUAUGAUCAUCACUUCACUCCAUUGAUCCUAACACAAGAUCCCUUGGCUGUGUGUUGGCUUGGCUGUCCUACCCUGUGGCUGUCUACUUCUGAUCAUGUUUCUAUCCACAGACCCUUUCACCGUUGGAUAUUUACCACCGAAUCCUGGACUUCCGGCCUGUUACCGCGGCAUCCUUCACCAUGACGCUGGCACGCACCUGCCUCUGCCCUCUUGUGAGUAACCUCAGAAACAGUCUACAUGAUAUGACCUGAGUGGUUAAUCCAAGUUAUGCUGAGCUUCAGAAAGGAUGCAAGGGGGUGACACUGAGCUCUUUGUCUUUCAGGUGGUGGGGAGGGGGAACGACCAGGUGGCCAUGACCUCCAAGUUUGAGACACAAAGAUUUUGGUUAGUGAUUGUUACAUUGUAUCGAAAUAUUGUAAGCUUGCCUUGCCUCUUUGUGAGCUUAGCCUCUCCUUUCCUUAGUUGGGAUAAACAAAACAUUGAAAUAAACCUGGUUUGGGUUCUAUUUUUCAGCUGUCAUCCGUAACUAUGGCAACCUGCUGCUGGAGAUGACUGCGAUCGUGCCCGACUGCAUCGUGGCCUUCUUCACCAGCUACACCUACAUGGAGAACGUUGUGGCGUCGUGGUAUGAGCAGGUGUGUACACACGGUCCACAAAUGGAAGUCAGAAUAAAUGUGAAUAACGUGUGGUUCUGUCUGUACUGUUAUAGCAAUAGACAUAUCUAUGUUAGUAUUUUAUUGGCAGCAGAUUGAAUUGUGCCCAGAAAAGAAAUGUUUUGAAGGGUAGUAAUCUAGAAGUUGAGUAAGCGUUGUCCGCUUGUCCCUUUGUGUCUCUGUCUGUAGGGCAUCUUGGAGAACGUCCAGAGGAACAAGCUGAUCUUCAUCGAGACCCCAGACGUAGCAGAGACCAGCAUGGCUCUGGAGAAAUAUCAGGAGGUCAGGAGACCCUUUCUUUGACUGUCUUAGGUUGUCUUCUGUCGUUGUCUGUGACCUCUGACCUCUUGUCCGUUGUGCCCCAGGCCUGUGAGAACGGCAGAGGAGCCAUCCUGCUGUCUGUGGCCAGGGGAAAGGUGUCCGAGGGAAUCGACUUUGGUGAGUGUUUAGUUCCUGUAGCAUAGUAGUACAGCCUCCAUCAGUCUCAUUUGCAAUACAAAAUGGCCGCCAAAGUUACAACACAGUUCAUGUACAGUGAGGUGUUCAGUGUAGUUAUUUGAAGAGAUGAGUGAUAUGAAACUGUCUCCCUCAGUCCACUAAUUUGGCCGCGCAGUGAUCAUGUUCGGAGUGCCUUACGUUUACACACAGAGCCGGAUCCUGAAGGUCAGUCUAACUCCUGUUGUUUAUCAUCCUUCCCUUGUUCUUCUCUUCUGCUUUAUUCACUGUUUUGGUCUAUGUUCCUCUGUUCUGCAUAUGUCCUCCUCAACCCUCUCUGUUAUUCCUUCACUUUACUUCCUUUAAUCCUAAUGGUCUGUUUGUCCAAAAUAUUUAUCCUUCUCCUCUUCUGUCCAUCUCUACCAGGCUCGUCUGGAGUACCUGCGGGACCAGUUCCAGAUUAGAGAGAAUGACUUCCUGACGUUUGAUGCCAUGCGGCACGCAGCGCAGUGUGUGGGCCGCGCCAUCAGGGGCAAGACUGACUACGGCUUGAUGAUCUUCGCAGACAAGGUGAGGACCUUUUGGAACUUGGGUGUGUCCAAAAGUUUGAUCAUUGAUACAGACUCUACCCUGAUAAUUUUAUCUUCUUUUAAUUGUCUGUAAUGUCUACUUAAAUGUUUCAUGUAGUUUUAGUUCUGUAUUGGACCCCAGGAAGAUUAGCUGAUGUUAUGGCGUCAGCUAAUGGGAUCCUAAUAAAAAUUUAUAAAUUCCUCUUGUGGAAUUCUGGAAGUUAAAAGCCAUAAUGCACAGAGGUCCCAGCAGGUUGUUCCAUAAUGCUGUUACCUAUCUAGUGCCUCCACAUCAGUGGUAACAAAUAUGUGUAAAAUAAAAAAAGGCUAUUGAAGAGAAUUGGAACAAAGCCUAAGAUCCUGUUUCUCUCUCGUGUUGCAGCGCUAUGCCCGGGCUGACAAGCGAGGGAAGUUGCCCCGGUGGAUUCAGGAGCACCUCACUGAUGGCAGCCUUAACCUGACCAUCGACGAGACGGUACAGCUGUCCAAACACUUCCUACGCCAGAUGGCCCAGCCCUUCAAACAGGUAUAGCAUAUCACAGUAAAGGGACAUGUUUAGCAGGGUUCCAAGGUUGUGGAAACAAAUGUUAUUUAGACACCUGUCUGACAUGUAGAAUAAGAAAUCAGGUCAGGCCUCCCGAGUGGCGCGGCGUUCUAAGGCACUGCAUCGCAGUGCUAGAGGCGUCACUAUAGACCUGGGUUCGAUCCCAGGCUGUGUCACAACCGGCCGUGAUCGGGAGUCCCAAAGGGAAGCGCACAAUUGGCCCAGCAUUGUCCGGGUUAGGGGAGGGUUUGGCCGGGGGGGCUUUACUUGGCUCAUCGCGCUCUAGUGACUCCUUGUGGCAGGCCGGGCGCCUGCAGGCUGACCUCGGUCGUCAGUUGAACAGUUUCUCCUCCGACACAUUGGUGCGGCUGGCUUCCGGCUUAAGUGGGUGGGUGUUAAGAAGCGCGGUUUGGCGGAUCAUGUUUCGGCGGACACAUGACUUCACCUUCGUCUCCCAAGCCCGUUGGGGAGUUGCAGCGAUGAGACAAGAUCAAAAAAGGGGGUACAUUUAAAAAAAAUAUUCAUGACAUCUCUACCUGCAACGUUCUUCAAUGUUUGCCAACUGAAUGUGUACCAGGUCUCCCCUUAACCCCUCCUUUCUCUGAAUGUCUCUCUGUCAUCCCCCCUCAGGAGGACCAGUUGGGCCUGUCUCUGCUGACACUGGAGCAGCUGCAGUCAGAGGACAUGCUGCAAAAGAUCCAGGCAGUGUCAUCACCCAGUCAAACCCACGUCUGUCAUACAGACAAGAUCACUGUUCCAAUACUGUCCUAUUGUAAAUAG
Coregonus sp. 'balchen' is the source of this 9087-nucleotide messenger RNA. The record is from the annotation of a GenBank genome assembly. NCBI's taxonomy places the organism in Eukaryota, Metazoa, Chordata, Actinopteri, Salmoniformes, Salmonidae.